GUUUGCAACGAGAAGGUUCAUCUACCGCCCCGCUUCGAGGCUCCAUGCAGUGUAUCGUGCGGAAGGAUCUGUCAUUUGGACUGCACCCGCGCUUAUCUGCAGACUCAGAAUGUCGCAUCCUUCGAGGAUGGCGCGACACGAUUGAUCGACUGCCCUUGUGGCAAGGGUGUCUAUGCUCCUCGCUGCACCGUGUGUGGAUGCAGCUUGCUGCCACCAACUCCAGUGGUGCAGACCUGUGCAGCACCAUGUGGGCGAGCCUUGGCACACAGGGCGUGCAUGGAUGCUGUCCAAAAGUUUGGUGCUCGAAGAGAUUGCCAACUCUGCAGGAGGCCAUGGAUGUUCUGA
Symbiodinium sp. CCMP2456 is the source of this 345-nucleotide messenger RNA. Lineage: Eukaryota; Dinophyceae; Suessiales; Symbiodiniaceae. The record is from the annotation of a GenBank genome assembly.